AUGUUUCAAUCACCACCAUUCUCUACCGGCAACAAUUCUCAAUAUACCCGACCGUUUAUGUUUCAACCACCACCAACCAUCGAUGUUGUAGAGUCUCCUAACGUUGAAUCAGAAUCACCAAUUGGGUCCACUACAGAUUCGCAAGUUCCAGGCAACUCCACUCAGGAUGGUCUAGAAAAUAUUACUUUUACGGGAGAAGGAGAACGUUCAACAAAAAAAAACAGAAUAUCAGGUUCUUAG
This is a messenger RNA of Lathyrus sativus (Indian pea), 240 nucleotides long. The record is from the annotation of a GenBank genome assembly. Lineage: Eukaryota; Viridiplantae; Streptophyta; Magnoliopsida; Fabales; Fabaceae.